Chanos chanos (milkfish) is the source of this 2412-nucleotide messenger RNA. RefSeq names its product transmembrane protein 102 (gene tmem102). The record is from RefSeq and is a predicted model, not a curated record. Lineage: Eukaryota; Metazoa; Chordata; Actinopteri; Gonorynchiformes; Chanidae. Bases 120 to 1700 code for a protein of 526 amino acids. The transcript has 3 exons.
GGUGUGCGCCAGGGACCUGUUGGAAAUGACGGGAGAAGGGAUCGGAUUUCAAAUCAGAAAUCAAAACAAAAAUCCUGGAAGAUAAGAAGUUCCUGUCAGCAGAUUAAGGGUUAUGCUCAAUGGAGACCCUUAUGAGUGCUGUAGUCCCGCGCCCACCGGCCCCUACCAAGCGGGCGUCCGAGGUGGACUUCCGCUCAGGCACAACUCUCGAGCAGCUGUCGGCGCAGGUGCAGGAGCUGGUGCAGCUGGAACAGGGGGAAUUUGGGGAUCAGACAGCCCUGGAGGUGCACACUGCCAAAGAUUUCAUCUUCAACAUGCUGGGGCUGGUACAGAAGGUGGACCAAAGACUUCCUGUGGCUAAUGAGUACCUUUUACUUUCGGGGGGUGCCAGAGAAGGGGUGCUUGACUUGAAUCCUGAGGACCUGGGCGACUAUGCUAAAGGGGUGGACUUUGACCUGGACUUCACCCUGCUGGUACCUGCCCUCAAACUGCACGACCGAAACCAACCGGUCACCUUGGACAUGCGACAGUCUGCCCCGUGUCACUCGUGGCUAAGCUUACGACUGUGUGACCCUGCCAUGCUUGCCCGCUGGCGAAUCUGCUGUCAAGAUGAGACCACCAAUGGACAUUUAGGCGAGGAGGAGGAGGAGGAGGAGGACAAGGAGGAAGACGAGCAAGAUAACGGACGAGGAUCCAUCCCCUCCUUGCAGUCACCCCAGUCUUUAGACGGCUGCUAUUUCUCCCCGGAGCUCGUUGCCGACUGGUUCUGGGAAGUGGUGGGAAAAGCUGUUGAGGAGUUGCGGAGGAACCCCCAGCGCGGGAUCCCGGUACCAGAGCGGGUUGAAAGGAAUGGCCCCCUCACCACCCUGAUCCUUACGGCCGGCACCAGCCGUGUGCUGUAUGACCUUCUUCCCGUGGUGUCGUUCAGAGGUUGGCCUGCUGUGGCCCAGGGAUGGCUCACCACCAAUCAUUUCUGGGAUGGGAAGAUCACGGAGGAAGAGGCCAUCAGCGGCUUCUACCUCUUGCCUUGUUGUGCCCCAGGAUCCGCACGACCUGACCGCGAAUGGAGACUGUCCUUCUCCCGUUCGGAGGUUCAGCUGAAGAAGUGCGUGCCCUACCCUAUGGCCCAGGCCUUCCAGGCCGCUAAAGCCGUGCUUUCCAGGCUGUUGGCACGACCAAGAACGGGGCUCAGUCUCUAUCACCUCCGAACGUUGCUUUUCUGGGCAUGCGAUCGCCUUCCUACCGCUUACUUGAGCUCUCCCGACCACGAGACCCCUGCUCGAUUGCUGCUGGGGUUACUGGAUGAUCUUGCGCAUUGCAUCUUGGGCAAAAACUGUCCCAACUACUUUCUGCCACAGUGCAACAUGCUGGAUCACCUAAGUGACAGCGCCGCCUUGUUGGUUGCCAGGAAACUUGCACACUUGCGGUCCGAUCCGGCUGAGCACCUUCGGGCAGCAUUGGACCAAGCGCGUCAGGCCUCCCAGCUCAAACGGGAUGCGGCCGCAGCGGGAGGUGCCGUCAACGGCCAUGCAUCCUCCCCAGGCCACGCCCGCGGGGGCAGUCUGUCACCUCAGGAGGACAGGCUAGCGCAGCGACUUCAGCAGCUUGUGACGGAGAACCCUGGCAAGUCCAUCUCUGUCUUCCUUAACCCUGACGAUGUGUCCCGCCCGCACUUCCGCAUCGAUGACAAGUUUUACUGAGCUGUCGGCACAACAGUGGAAGCAAAGGUGCACUGCCACACGGAAUCAAGCCACCGUCUCUUCCUGCUCCGUGGCCGACAAGCUAAUGCUACUGCUAUCGCUGGAUAUCAAAGGUGACGGAAUAUGUAUACUCCUUUAGCGCACUGCACUGUAUGAAACCAAAAAAAGAAAAAGAAAAAAAGAUCGACCCGCAGAAUCUUCAGUGACAUACGCACUGAUUCAAAGCGUUUCCGCUCAGUGCUCUAAUCCAACCGUUGAUCAAGCUGUUACCACGGCGACUGCCUGACUUCUUAGCUGCUGCUACUGCUGCUGUAAAGAGGCUGCCCUAAUGAGGGACGACUUUAAAAACAAGAGUCGUAGAAGAAAAGGAAAAAAAUGAUCCGAAAGAGAACUUCAAAACUUGCAGCAGGAGUAAAUAAUACGUUGAUUUUCGUACUCCUUGUAGGAAUAUUUGGGCACCUGCUAUUCUAUUACUCCUUCCUGCCCUUUCCCUGUAUCCCCUCUUGGGCCAUAUUGCCUUGCACAGAAUGUUGGCUGCUUCAUUAGGAGAAUGCAUAAGGACCUAAUGGGGGUUUGUGCCCUGAAAUGUAUUACUACUGAGAGAUCAGACUACAGCACCUUUACUCUUGUUUUGUUCAUGUCUGACAAGCAGGGGGUGAUUAAAAAAGAAAUGAACAGAAUUGAGGUACAACUGAUGCAACUGAAUGUAAUA